Lepus europaeus (European hare) is the source of this 2130-nucleotide messenger RNA. RefSeq names its product Gfo/Idh/MocA-like oxidoreductase domain containing 2 (gene GFOD2). Bases 271 to 1428 code for a protein of 385 amino acids. The transcript is spliced from 3 exons. Gene Ontology annotation, molecular function: nucleotide binding. Gene Ontology annotation, cellular component: extracellular matrix. Gene Ontology annotation, biological process: extracellular matrix organization. The record is from RefSeq and is a predicted model, not a curated record. NCBI's taxonomy places the organism in Eukaryota, Metazoa, Chordata, Mammalia, Lagomorpha, Leporidae.
CGCCCCUCCCUUUCCAGAACCCCCGGUUCCUUAGAAACGAGGCAGCGUGUUCCCGGUGGCGGCGAGCUGGACCUCGGUCCCCGCACAUCCCCCCAGCCUCCCUCAAGGCAGACCGGUGGCCCCCGAGACCCGUGCGGACCCAUGGUCUCCUGUGCGGCGCGGGGUGGGCGAUGCCAGCGUGCCAGGAGCCAUGUUUGACCAUGCCUGCAGGGAUCUCGGACCCAUGCUGGAGGCACUUGUGAGGAGAUGAGUUGGUGAGCAGAGGCCGGGAUGAAGAUGCUGCCAGGAGUAGGUGUGUUUGGGACUGGCAGUUCCGCCCGGGUCCUGGUCCCGCUGCUGAGGGCAGAAGGGUUCACUGUGGAGGCUCUGUGGGGGAAGACUGAGGAGGAGGCAAAGCAGCUGGCCGAGGAGAUGAACAUCACCUUCUACACCAGCCGGACCGACGACGUCUUGCUGCAUCAAGAUGUGGACCUGGUGUGCAUCAACAUCCCGCCACCACUCACACGGCAGAUAUCCGUGAAGGCACUAGGUAUUGGCAAGAAUGUGGUUUGCGAGAAGGCGGCAACAUCGGUGGACGCCUUCCGGAUGGUGACCGCCUCGCGCUACUACCCGCAGCUGAUGAGCCUGGUGGGGAAUGUGCUGCGCUUCCUGCCUGCCUUCGUGCGCAUGAAGCAGCUGAUUGCCGAACACUACGUGGGCGCGGUGAUGAUCUGUGAUGCCCGCAUCUACUCGGGCAGCCUGCUCAGCCCCAGCUACGGCUGGAUCUGUGACGAGCUCAUGGGUGGCGGGGGCCUACACACCAUGGGCACCUACAUCGUGGACCUGCUGACACACCUGACUGGCCGGAGAGCUGAGAAGGUGCACGGGCUGCUCAAGACCUUCGUGAGGCAGAACGCUGCCAUCCGUGGCAUCCGGCACGUCACCAGCGACGACUUCUGUUUCUUCCAGAUGCUCAUGGGCGGGGGUGUGUGCAGCACGGUGACACUCAACUUCAACAUGCCGGGCGCCUUUGUGCACGAGGUCAUGGUGGUGGGCUCGGCAGGGCGCCUUGUCGCCCGGGGAGCUGACCUGUACGGGCAGAAGAACUCCGCCAUGCAGGAGGAACUGCUCCUCAGGGACUCGCUGUCCGUGGGGGCGGGGCUGCCGGAGCAGGGGCCCCAGGACGUCCCACUGCUCUACCUGAAGGGAAUGGUCUACAUGGUGCAGGCCUUGCGCCAGUCCUUCCAGGGGCAGGGGGACCGCCGCACCUGGGACCACACCCCUGUCUCCAUGGCGGCCUCGUUUGAGGAUGGGCUGUACAUGCAGAGUGUGGUGGAUGCCAUCAAAAGGUCGAGCCGCUCCGGGGAGUGGGAAACUGUGGAGGUGCUGACUGAGGAGCCUGAUGCCAACCAGAACCUGUGCGAGGCGCUGCAGCGGAAUAACCUAUGAGCCAGCGUGUGGGCUCCCUGCCCCCGGAACUGUGACAGGGAGCGGGGCUGGAGCAGACUGUUGCACCGAGUGAGUCAGCUUAGGCCAGGGUUGGGUGAAGCCAAAGGGUGGCCCUGGAAAACCACCCUCGCUGGCUGCUUACUCACUCCUCAGACUUGCAGGGUGGCGAGGGCGAGGGCGCCCUGCUCAGGGCUGGCACCAUGUGUGUGGCCUGGAGCCGCCACCAGGCCUCUCUGUGGUUAUCCCAGUGAGUGCAGCCAGCACGAGCCUGCCUUGUGGGCUCCUCUGCCUGAUUUGUGGUCCUAACAGGCUGAGAAAGUGCAGCACGGAGCCCGCAGGGCUGCCCCUUGAGGCCUGAGAAGUGACAAGAAGCCUGCGGCCAGGCCCUUCUCAAGCCGGGCAUCUCGGGCCGGUGAGGGCAACAAGUCGCGGCUCAGGGAGCCUCCCCCGUGGCCCGGCCCCUCCGCCAGGCCGGGCUUUCCUUCCCUGGUGGGAGGGGGUCUUUAUUAGGUGAGCUUUCAGGAGCCUGUUGACCUAGGGAAGCUGGCCUCUGGGCAGAGAGGAGACAAGGCAGAGUCUAGAACAUCCGACAGUCAAUAAACCAGAAAAUACGGCCUCCUGGCGUGUGGGGUGGUUCUUUCCAGUGGCUGGGUUUCUUCGCUAAUUAAAGUCUUGUUUAUUACCGUAGAUUGUUUUCUUUCC